Molecule: messenger RNA, 733 nt
Organism: Suillus paluster
Lineage: Eukaryota; Fungi; Basidiomycota; Agaricomycetes; Boletales; Suillaceae
Exons: 2
Coding region: 120-611 (163 amino acids)
Source: RefSeq, a predicted model, not a curated record
GGAAGGUUCUAUUCUGUAAGGCGGUUUGAUCCCGGCCGGGGGACCAAUGCCGCAGUUCGCCACGUCGACGCCCGUCCUCUCUUCAACUUCAGAAUGUCAUUUCCGAAGAAACAGAGUGAAUGGCAAACUACGCUAGAUUCACUCCACCCUACUCCAGAGAUAAUCUCCGCUUUCUUUUUUUGGACAUGGGUCCCCUAUGCUCGUCGCUGAACAGGCCAGGAACCCAGCCAUGGGCCCAGACGGCGACCUCGCGAAGUUUUUGGCCCUACUUUGAGGGCCAAGUACAAGCCGAAGGGCAUUGUCAUAUUCAGCGCUCACUAGGAAACGAUAGGGGUGUGGCAUGUAACGGAUUACGAAAAUAUAAUCUCCUCAUGGACUACUACGGGUUUGAUCCCUAUUUCUAUCAACAAAGAUUUGAAUCCAAAGGAGACCGUGGUUUAGCCGUGCGUGUUCUGCAGUUGUACAAAGAGGUACAUCACCCCCCUUUCCUCGAUAGCAAUGUCCUACAUAGGGUAGUACACCCCAACAAGAUAAUAAUUCGAUUCAAAAAAAAAGAAAAAAAAAGGAGAUACAUCGACAGAAAGUCAUUCUCUCGGUUGAUAUCGACGUGAAGGCAGGUCAAGAAGCCAAGCUUUCAAGUAUCCACGAGAGCCGCGGGUUAGAUGGACAUCGGAUCUUCUCCGCCUCUUCCAAGCUCGGGAUUGGACCACGGCGCCUUCGUUCCUUUCAAGCU